Messenger RNA from Alternaria conjuncta, 1368 nucleotides. RefSeq lists its product as uncharacterized. The record is from RefSeq and is a predicted model, not a curated record. The transcript has 3 exons. Lineage: Eukaryota; Fungi; Ascomycota; Dothideomycetes; Pleosporales; Pleosporaceae. Bases 1 to 1368 code for a protein of 455 amino acids.
AUGGGCGAUUGGCAGUUGGCAAGAACACUGUGCUUGCUCUACUACCGCUACUACGGCGCCAACGCCACCGCCAGCCCUCCCAUACGCCCCAAGACCGUCGAAGCAAAGCAAUGGGAUCUGACCACCACGGACGCUCUCGGUAGAACCAUCUCUGCGUCUUCGACUUCUGCCUCAACAGGCGCGCGCACCCUCUCAGGCCACAACAUGGACAUAACGCGCGGCUCCAUGUCCAGCAGCUCCACCCAGAGUACCAGAGACGACACGGGCGUCCCUUCUACCGAACCUUUCAUUCUGCGCCAUGGCCGCCGAUACAUUCGAAGCGCGCAGAGCUACCCCCUCCCGUGCGACCUGCCCGAGCUCCACCGCCAGAACCUACAUACCCUCCUUGCGACAGCUGUCUUCGGCAAAGCCAUGGGCUCCACCCCCUCAUACCCACCGAAGAAAGUGCUGGAGGUUGCGUGUGGCUCCGGAUACUGGUCGGCUGUGUGCCAUGAAUGGCUGAGUGAACAGGGUUACGAUGAUGUUUCCUUUACCGGUCUAGACAUUGUCAAUCUGGCUGGAGAUUUGCAGCGCCAGGGCAUCGACUGGAAGUUCGUGCAGCAUGAUCUGCGCAAGUUGCCGCUGCCGUUCGAUGAUGAGGAGUUCGAUGUCGUCGUGAUGAAGGACCUGAGUAUGGUGAUACCUGAUGGGCAGCCCUCGCAGAGGACACUCGAUGAAUGCACUCGGAUCCUAAAGUCUGGGGGCACGUUGGAAAUAUGGGACACAGACCACAUUAUCCGAUCGAUCCUCCCGCAUCCACCACCACCACCAGGCAAGAAUCCUCAAGAGUACGCGUGCGCUGUCUCAACUGGGACGUUCCUCAUUUCGCACACCACACCCUUUACCGAUGUGCAGAACAAAUAUCUCCAAGACUCCAACUCGUGGAUCCAAGAAGCGCUGGACCGACGCAAGCUCACGGCAACUCCUUGCUCUCGUAUAUCGCAAAUCCUGCUUCAAGAGCCGGACACUCUAUGCGAGGUGGAAAACCGGCGGGUAGCGAUUCUUCUCGGUGAACCACGGUGGGAGCGCGAAGCUGCGGGCGAGACGAUAAAGCGGCGUGGAAGCGAGGCGGGGAAGCUCAAGAAGGGAAGCGCAACCCUGGAGAGCUCCAUUCUGACCAAGGAGCAGGCAGCGCUGAGACACACGGCAUUGCUUGUCGUCAUACAGUUGAUUGAAAGUCUCGAGCCUCUACUCAAAGAAGUCAGCGGAAAGAACCAAGAGGAAUGGCAGCGUUAUUGGAACUCCAUGAUCAACGACCUGCUUGAGCAGAAAGGUGCCUCGAGCGGUGAGUGUCUCGAGCUCGGCAUAUGGUGGGCCAAGAAGGCGUAA